Musa acuminata AAA Group (dessert banana) is the source of this 2125-nucleotide messenger RNA. RefSeq lists its product as uncharacterized. NCBI's taxonomy places the organism in Eukaryota, Viridiplantae, Streptophyta, Magnoliopsida, Zingiberales, Musaceae. Bases 88 to 780 code for a protein of 230 amino acids. The record is from RefSeq and is a predicted model, not a curated record. The transcript has 5 exons.
AGCGGUGGGAGUAUUUUUCCGAUCAGAGGCGUGGCGACGGCGACCGAGGCUCCUCUUCUCCCAUUCUCUUCGGCUCCAUCGGUGAAAAUGUCCAUCUCCAACGGCCUCCACCCCCACCGAGAUGACGCCACCGACGACGAAGACGACGGCGACUACGGAUCUGCCGCCCACGACGCCUACUACCACCCGAUCUCGGCCUUCGAUGACGGGUUCGAUCCCAACUCUAACUCCGACGUCGCCUCCGGAGGGAUCGUUGAAGCCGCCUCCCCGAUCCGACCCAACGGCGGCGCCUUGUUCCACCUUCGGAACCCUGACCCUAGUUUCCUCUUUCUCGACGCCGAGAGUGGUAUAUCGGCUCUGGAUCUGAACGGAGGUGGCGAUGGCGUUGUCGCUUCUAGCGGAGGCUUGGUGGAAGAGGUGGAGGAUGAAGAAGCCGAGGAGGAGAGCGUGAGGCAGCGGGAAGUGUCGAUCUCGACGGCGUUCAGGGAGGACGAGAGGCGAAGGUCCGCACCGUUGACGCCGGAGAACGCCGCGAGGGUCCUCGAUGCGAUGAGGGGAGUCGCGUUCCAAGGUGUCCCUCCGGAUUGGGCGGAACGAGUGCCCGAAGACCAGUGGGUGGCUCGGCUUAGGCGUAUGAGAGCCUUUUCUUCUAUGAUGGAAACGCAAAAAAAAGGGGGGGAAAGAUGGAAUUCGAUUUAUUGCUCAUCAUCAUCUAUGGGCAUGGGUCUAAAGGGAGUAGUGGACUAUAGACAUGGACCUCGAGGAAGUCAUGAUCGAUGAAGAUUCACGUUGGGUGAUACAAUGGAAAUAAUUAUAUAAAUGGUGUUCCUAAGCCAUAUGGAAAGUGAGAAAUCCUUUUGGGCUAACGCAUAUUGGAGUCUGUACCAGUCGUUGAAUCGGUCGAAGGUAUUCUAUAGUCCUAUGAUUUAUGGAAGUUUCUCUGUAAUAUAUCUGUAAUCCGACGAUAAACUUAGUGACAAGAUAUCAUGAUCUACACCGAUCUAAAAGGUGAACCUUCUGAGUUUGGUGGUUCCACUGCUUCGGUAUCAUGGUAGCAACUGACACACCAUCAAAAGGUAAGAAUUGUGUUUUUUGUUUUCUGCUACAGAACAAAUAUUCUCAUUUUAAAGAUUAUUCUUCACAGCCUACAUUGUAUAUUACAGCUACAUGAUUUCCUGUUAUGUCAGCAUGCACAAGCUCAAAGUUUUAUUAUGUUGUUGUGUUCUAGUGGCACGGCAAAACAAGAAGAUGCUGGAGAUCCUGUAAGGCUCUGAAAACAAUUGGUUUGCCAUUUCCAAAUGCUUAAUCUGCAUGUUGGACAUGAUGAUGGAUCGUUUAGGAUUAACCGUCAGCUUAAAUACCUGCAUUCACUCUAUUUACACCAUCUCUUGUCUAAGUAAUGCAGCCUUGUGCAUGUUGUGAAACGGAGUUCAUUCCUUUCAUCCUGUUGGAGCUUUUGGUAUUUGAAGCUCUCCUUACAGUCACAGAAGUAAAUAGAUGCUUUUAAUUUGAUAUUUUGAACUUUGUUUUGAUUCAUUGAUGCCAAAGUAGAAGAAUUCUUGGUUCUUGACUUUCCCAGCUUUACUCAUUACGGCAUUUUCAUAGUGUUUAUGCUAAUGGAUCCUUAAUCUUCGUGAUAUGCAAUGUUGAUAUACUUAAUAAUCAUAUGUGAGGAGUCCUCGUCAGAAUAACUUGUUUUAUCCUCUGUAGAAUCUUACGCUGGGAUUAUUCUGUGGAGAGCAGCUUUUAGGUGUUGUCUAUGAUGCUAAUCUGAGUCGGGAGUAAGAACUUUGUGCCUCUGGUAGAGAGAGAGAGAGAGAGAGAGAGAGAGAGAGAGAGAUGGGUGUGUCGGUCGGAUCUCUCAAGAUUCGUGCUGCAAGAUUCGUGCUGGAGUCCAAACUACGUGGCGUCGUGUAGAAAACGAACGCUUCAAGAUUCGUGCGGGAGUCGAACCUAAAAAAGCUUGGUUUCAAUAAUAAGAUCAGGGAAAGGAUGAAGGAUGGGGGAGGUGCAGACCACAAACGUAAGGCAGCUUUAAGCUGUUCCCAUGGGAACCGCCACUUCUUCCGACAUACUAAACUUUCCCGACGUCCCACUGCCAAUUUGGACCACCAGCAUCUUUCCG